AUGGGGUCUGUCAUUAGUCAAGCUGCUAAUGGAAUUGGAGGUGUUGUUGGAAAUGCUUUUGCAGUUCCUAUUAAGACUAUAUUCGGCGUGUCAUGCGAGGAUGUUUGUUCUGGACCAUGGGACUUGAUUUGUUUCAUCGAACACUUAUGCGUCUCCGAUCUGUUGAAACUGUUGAUGGUCUUCGGCCUCUCCUACAUAACUUUGAUGUUCUUCUACCUAUUGUUCAAGAUUGGGAUUUGCCAAUGCAUAGGAAAAAGCCUUUGCAAGAUGUGUUGGGCUGGGUGUGAGGCAUACUGGUUUGCUUUAGAAGAUAUAACCUGUUUCUUGUGGCACAAGUUGAAGAACACAAAGCGAGUGAAUAGACGCCGAAGAUUCCGAGACAUUGAAGCUGGCUACACUUCAAGUUCUGAAACUGAUUUUUCGGAAGAUUAUCGUCAUUUUGGUAGGAAAAGGAAGUCAAUAAUGGAAAGAAGAAAACUUCGGUCAGGGUCACGGAGGUCUUUCUAUCCUUCAAGCAGGUAUGGCAGUCGAGAUAACCAUGGCCACCACCAUGUUAGGUUGAAGACUAGGGAAGUCUCUGUUCAUGUUAAAGGUACUGGAUCCCGAAGACUAAGGAAUUCAAGACAGCUUCAAGUAGCUAGAACUGACGAUGGCUUGAAAAUAGUUGAAGAAAGUCCUGAGUUUGAUUGGUCUCCUUUCCUUGUAGAAAAUUCAUCCACAGAGGAAGAAGAGGACGGCGCGGAGGAGUUGGAUGGUUGGGAAAGUGACAGUGUCAAAGCGUUUAAUAAAGGGGCUCAUUUUGACAAGAUUGAGGAGUUCACUAGCUCUCUUCAGUCUUCACUUCCACCUGACACCCUGACCGUCUCAUGA
Dovyalis caffra is the source of this 870-nucleotide messenger RNA. NCBI's taxonomy places the organism in Eukaryota, Viridiplantae, Streptophyta, Magnoliopsida, Malpighiales, Salicaceae. The record is from the annotation of a GenBank genome assembly.